AAAACCAGAACCCGAACUCAAACCGAACCGAAAAUGGCCAAUCCGUUCCUGAUGGACGACGAUCUGGAUGGCGGCGAUAUGGCCGCCAAUCCCUUCCUAAUGCAGUCAGAGCCGGAGGCGGGCGACUCCGAGUCGAAUCCGUUCGGUGAGGCAGCCAGCAGUGCCAGCGUCAGCGCCAGUGCCAGUGCCGGCUCCAAUCCGUUUGCCUUUGGCGGCGACGAUCUCGAGCCGGAGCCAGAGCCACCGAUCAAUGACAUUGAUCCGGCCAUGAGCUUCUUUGGCACCACCAUAGAGGCGGAGGACGAUGCCCUCAGCCUCAAGUCUGUCGUCGGUGAGGAGGAGGACGAUGCCACCGGCGGCGGCGGCAAGAAACAGCCACCGCCUCCGCCACGACCACAGCCGCCGCAGAGCACACAGGAUCUGAUCAGCACGGUGUCCAGCCAGCUGGACGACACCUCCGCGGAGCUGCUGGGCCGCAUACCCGCCACCCGAUCGCCCAGCCCCGUCUCCAUGCGCGACCUCCACUCGCCCAGCCCCACUCCGGACUCGGGCCUGGCCGAUCUGCUGGAUGUCUCCGACAGCGGCUCCAAUAACCAGAUAAUGGAUCUGGAUCUCAUUGGGGGAGUCACUGCGGGCACGACAAUCCCUUUUGCGGUGCCCACGGCUGUGCCCAGCCUGCAGGGGGCCACGCCCAUGCCCUCGCCGGCCAAACACCAGCCGCCGCGUCCCCCGCCGCCACGCCCAGUGCCGCCAAGGCCAACGCCACCCGCCCACAUGGUGCAGCAUGGCCAGCAGCAGCCGGCACCACCGCCGCAGCGUCCCCCGCCGCCGUCAGCGACCGCGCCAGCGCCAGUGCCAGCGCCGGACUCGGAGGAUCUGCUGGACAUGUUCGGCACGACCAGCGGCAAGCCGGCCAAGCCACCGCCGCCCAAGAGCAAGGAGGACAUCCUCAGCCUUUUCGAGGCGCAGCCACAGCCCGUGGCCAAGCCCGAUCUCCUGCAGGAUGAUCUUCCCCAGGCGGUGGCCAGCUCCGACGAGGAGCGCGACCGCGAGCGCGAUACGGAGAACAAUGGCGGCGAUGGCGACGAAGAUGACGAUGGGGAGGACAAGGAUGAGCCCAUCUUCACGUCUGUGCUGACGCGGCCGGACGAGAGCACCCAUGACAUCACCUGCCAGCCGCAGGCGGCGACCCUGGCCCUGGCCCUCAUGGCAGCGCCCCAGGACACGACAGGCCGACAGAGGGCGCCCACGCCGGACAUUGAGAUCACCACGGUGGAGGAUCUGCCCCGCUCCGAUGACGAGGAUGAGCCAGAACCGGAACCACAGCCAGAGCCAGAGCCGAAACCAGCAGCAGCAGCUCCCGAUCAGCCGGCAAACGAAGACGAAGAAGCUGAGGCCGAGGCCGUGCCCCAACCGGAGGCAGAGGCAGUGGCAGUGGCAGAGGCGGCGCCAGCUGCGGCUGUGGAGUCGGAUCACACUGGAUCCCCGCCCACUGAGUCACAGCCAGCGUUCGACACCACCAUGGAGCUGGCCGGCGACGAGCCCGAGCAGAUGGACACGGGCCUGGACUUUCCAUUGGGUAGCGGUGGCCUGGCCAGCGGCCAGCUCUCGGCCAAUCCCUUCGCCAGUCCCGAGGAGGAGGACGAGCCGGGCUUCGUGCCCGCUGCAGUGGUGGGCAACAUAUUCUCCGUGGACGAUGCAGAGCCGGAGGCGGUGGCGGAGGCGGAGGCGGAGGCGGAGGCCGUGCAGCAGGCGCCCAGAUAUGGGGCCAACAUCUUUGCCGUCGAGCCGGACGAGUUUGACGCCUUCUCGGCCAAGUUUGAUUCCGUGAAGAAGGACAACAUCAGCAUCCUGGACGGCUUCGGGGGCUCUGGGGCCAUCACGCCCACGGGCGGAGGAGACGCUUGGGGCGACAGCGCCUUUGGAUCGGCCACCAUUUCGGCGGGCAAUGCCUUCGGCGACGCCCCGUCGGCGGACGAUGGCUUCGGGAACGAGGACGAUGACUUCUAUGCGAUGCGGGCGCCCGUGCGGGCCGAGUCCGUGGAGUCGGUGGACAAGGAAUUCAGCGUGGUGAUCCGCCCCAAGGCGGAGGGCACUGGCGGAGUGGCACCGCAGCUGGCGCCACCCCCGCCGCCAGCCAGGUCGGCCGUGCAGGCGGCCAGUCAAUCCUCCUCGCCGCCGGCGACAGUCAAUCCCUUUGAGGAUGUGACCGGAUUUCCAGCUCCACCAGCAGCAGCAGCAGCAGCAGCAGCAGCGGCAGAAGCAGCUGCCACAGAUGGGGGCGAGGCGGGGGGCAUCAAGCGCACAGACUCGCAGGACACGCCACAGACGCCGCUGUACGACGAGGAUGUGUCACAGCCGCUGGAGGAGUUCCCGCGCCUCAACUACGUGGGUCCCGGCUGGGAGAUGCAGCUGCGGCAGCCAAACAAGAAGAAGAUCACCGGCCAGCGCUUCUGGAAGAAGAUCUUUGUGCGCCUGGUGGUGCAGAACGAUGUGCCGGUGGUGCAGCUGCUGAACCAGCCGGGGGACAAGCAGCCGUUCCAGGAGCUGCCGCUGCAGCCCUCCUACUCGGUGUCGGAGAUCGGGGCCCAGCAGUACGAUCAGUUCGGCAAGAUCUUCACCAUGAAGCUGCAGUACAUCUUCUACAAGGAGCGGCCCGGCGUCCGGCCCGGCCAGGUGACCAAGGCGGAGCGCAUCACCAACAAGCUGACCAAAUUCGCCCAGUACGCCAUCGCCGGCGACUACGAGGGCGUGAAGGAGUUCGGCAGCGACCUGAAGAAGCUCGGGCUGCCGGUCGAGCAUGCGCCGCAGUCGUCGCAGCUCUUCAAGAUCGGCUCGAUGACCUACGAGGACAUGAAGCAGUUCUCCGUCUGCAUUGAGGAGGCCCUCUUCAAGCUGCCGGCACUGCGCGAACGGGCCCUCACCUACAAGAUGGAGGAGGUGCAGGUGACGGCCGUCGACGAGAUCACCGUCGAGCAGGACAGCGAGGGCAAGAUCCUCAAGCAGAUCGCCCGUGUCCGGCUCUUCUUCCUGGCCUUCCUCACCGGCAUGCCCACCAUCGAGCUGGGCGUCAACGAUAUGUGGCGGCAGGGCAAGGAGGUGGUCGGCCGCCACGACAUCAUACCCGUGGCCACCGAGGAGUGGAUUCGCCUCGAGGCGGUCGAGUUCCACAGCGUUGUCAAUCAGCAGGAGUACGAGCGAACGCGCACCAUCAAAUUCCAGCCACCCGAUGCCAACUACAUUGAGCUGCUGCGCUUCCGGGUGCGUCCGCCAAAGAAUCGCGAACUUCCGCUCCAGCUGAAGGCCACCUGGUGCGUCACCGGCAACAAGGUGGAGCUGCGCGCCGACAUUCUGGUGCCCGGUUUCACCUCCCGCAAGCUGGGCCAGAUACCCUGCGAGGAUGUCUCGGUGCGCUUCCCCAUACCCGAGUGCUGGAUCUAUCUGUUUCGCGUGGAGAAGCAUUUCAGGUAUGGGUCGGUGAAGUCGGCCCAUCGACGGACGGGCAAGAUCAAGGGAAUUGAACGGAUCCUCGGCGCCGUCGAUACGCUGCAGGAGUCGCUAAUUGAGGUCACCUCGGGCCAGGCCAAGUACGAGCAUCACCAUCGGGCGAUUGUCUGGCGGUGUCCACGCCUGCCCAAGGAGGGUCAGGGGGCAUAUACCACACAUCAGCUGGUGUGCCGCAUGGCACUGACAUCGUACGACCAGAUACCCAGUGAACUGGCGCCAUACGCAUUCGUGGAGUUCACUAUGCCCGCCACGCAGGUCUCGCAUACCACCGUGCGCUCCGUGAGUGUCCAGGACUCGGACGCCGACGAGCCACCCGAGAAGUAUGUCCGCUACUUGGCACGACACGAGUACAAGGUUGGCAUCGAGACCACGCACGGCGAGUCCACGAACGCGUAUUUGGCGGCAACGCGUCCCAUUAAGGAGGAGACCGCCAAGGAGGUGGCCGCCAAGCCGGUCGCCUCUCCGGUCCCUCCCAGCGACUCGGACACGGACUCCAACUAAGCGGAGACAUCGGCUUUCUGUAGAUAUUCCUCGUGUGCAUGGUUAACCCCCCAAAUCGUUCUUGUUAUAUACAUAUAUAUAUACACCACAUAGAUAUAUCUGCCCCUAUAUAAUAUACCAU
Drosophila obscura is the source of this 4129-nucleotide messenger RNA. RefSeq names its product protein stoned-B. Gene Ontology annotation, biological process: clathrin-dependent endocytosis; regulation of endocytosis; synaptic vesicle endocytosis. The coding region runs from base 34 to 4008 and encodes 1324 amino acids. The transcript is spliced from 7 exons. Lineage: Eukaryota; Metazoa; Arthropoda; Insecta; Diptera; Drosophilidae. Gene Ontology annotation, cellular component: synaptic vesicle; AP-2 adaptor complex. Gene Ontology annotation, molecular function: clathrin-cargo adaptor activity. The record is from RefSeq and is a predicted model, not a curated record.